CUUUUUUGUGAGGAUUCAGCAUCUUCCAGCAGCAGCAGCAACAGCAGCCCUCCUCCCUCCCCCUCUGCAGCCUCAGUAUGCCCGUCAUGCAAACGGAAGCAGGCGCUACCAUUUUGAAAUACAGCACCGCCUAGCGCCAUGGACAAGAGCCACACAGUGAAGCUCUUCGUGGGCAACCUGGCGUUGGACACCACCCAGGAAGAGCUCUCGGCAAUCUUUGAACCCUAUGGCCAGGUAGUCAGCUGCAGCGUGCUGCGACAGUUCGCGUUCGUCCACUUGCAGGGCGAGGGAGCAGCCGAGCGUGCCAUCCGGGAACUCAACGGGAGAGAGUUUCGAGGUCGGAAUUUGGUGGUGGAGGAGUCGAGAGGAAGGCCGUUGCACUCCACCAAGGUGUUUGUGGGUAAUCUGAGUGGGAUGUGCACCACCGAAGACCUGCAGCAGCUGUUUCAGACAUUUGGGAAAGUUCUGGAGUGUGAUAAAGUCAAAGCCAGGUUGUCCUCUUCCGCAGGCUAUGCCUUUGUCCACAUGGAAAACAAAGAAGAUGCGCUCCAGGCCAUUGAGGCCCUGCAUGGCACUUCGUUUAAGGGACGUCCCCUCUCCGUAGAGCUCUCCAAGGUCCAGCCCAGCAAACAAGCACCUACAGGAAAAAUCCCCUGCGUUAACUGUGGAAAGCAGGGCCACUAUGCUGGAGAAUGCCCUGUAGGGAAACCAUCUCUUGAGCAGUACCAGAGUCAGGCAGCGGUUCUGGCGGCCGCUGCCGCUGCUGCUGCUGGCCUGCCCCUCCAGGUCCAACAAAGCGUGCACAAUUCAGUCUACAACACCUCAACCUUUGAUCCCACGUACGCUGCUCUUACCGGGAUCACAACAGGCACACGCACUGAUGGAAACCCGGUGAAUCCAGCUGUUUAUGGUGCCCUCGCCAGCCAGGUGUAUGGCGCUAAUGUUGCCAAUCAGCUUUAUGGAACAGUGGCCAAUCAGGCAGCUCUUACAUCAGGGGCCACCCAAGUGUACAGCUCGAUGACUCCUAACAUCUACGGUCAGAUGGCUGCAACUCCUGCAGCUGCUGCAGCAGCAGCCGCUGCGGCUGCCUACUCAACUCCGGUUUACACCCCAACUGUUGCCAACCCCCAGGUCUACCUGGCUGCUGCUCCUGGAAUAGAAAUGCCAACAGCAGCUGCUGCAGUCAACCCAGCCUACACUGUAUCUCCAGCAAUCUAUGGUGCUGCCACACCAGCCUACACACAUAUAAGCGCUAUGGGAGCAGCAGACCCCACCACAGCCCUCUUUGAGGCAGCCAGGCAGGCACACUACUUUGCCCAGGGCCAGCAGGUGGUGGCUGAGCAGCAGACAGUGGCUGCAGCAGCGGCAGCAGCGGCUGCAGCAAAGUCUGGGGAGAGGGAUCGUAGCCCCUUACGGAGGUCAGUGCCUCUGUUGCCAGACCCCGUGAUGAAGCCGUUCAUGUACCAGAGAGCAAAGCCACGCCGACCCCUGCUCCCUACUCCUGCCGGUCGGGCGGCAGAAGAUGCUGUAGAGGCUGCAGAGGACCCCAUGGCCAGGUACUAUGCAGAGUACUAUCAGCAGCUGCAGCAGUAUCCUCAGUUCCAGUAUGCCUACCCACCACCCACCGCGGUGACCGCCAUCACUGGCAUGCCAGGAGUGCCAGCAGUCCCUGCUGUGCCUGCGAUGUCUGCCCAGCCAGUUGCCACGUUGGAUGCCCUCAGGCCAGUGGUCCCCACCGCUGCGGCAGUGGCAGCCGCCAUGGCUGCGCCCAGGGUGUAUGAGCCGCCGUUGCCGCCGCCCACGCGCAAGGAGGCCAUCCUCCGCCGCCCCGAACUCUCCCUUCACACGCCUGAGCCCCCCUUCCGAUAGUCGCACACAACUCUCUGCCCCCACCUCUCCCUCUUUGACCUGAACCCCAACCCCACAUCUCCUCCUCCACCCCCCAAACUUGAUCACCUUACAGCAGCUGUAUGUGUGUGUAUGAAUGCGCGGGGUGGGGUUUGAAACUGGGGGCUUCUCAGUUUAUUAACCUGCUUUAUGAGGAUUUUAUAUGCUUACCUUGGUCCUGUUUUCAUACGCACAGUGCAGCCAUAAAAGGGAGUUUCUCAUCUGUUGAGCGGGCAUUCUUUGUGCAUCUCAGUUUUACUUUUUUAUCGUGCCAGUCUCACACGUGUGCCAGUAUUAGACUGACCUCGUCAGUCGUUUCAUAUGCCUUUAUUUCUGCAACCCAGUUAUGAUUUUCUAUGGCCAAAUCUACAAUAAAAGACACUGGUUUUUUAACCUAUUAGCCAUCCUUUUUAGGCCUAGAUGAUCAGUUAGGGCAGCUAAUUUUAAACCUUUUUUGCCUUAUGUUUAAAAGUUUCAAAUUGUAAUGUAAUCAGAUGGGAGGGGAGUUCAACACAUAUUGUGUACUGGCUGCAUUGCAUUGUGUCAAACAGAACCAAGGUGUGUAAUUUGAAGGGGUGUCUGUGUUGAACUUGAUGUGGAUGUAGUGUGUGAACGAGUGCUAAAAUGACGUGUGCGGGCUUCUGACCUUGCAGCGCACAAACGCAGCACCUAAGACUGCGCCUUGCUGAGAAAAAAAUCGUAAAGCACACAUAAUACGUACUGUAUUGUAUGUUUGGAUCUCUCCUUGACCCCAUUUCCCCUCCUGUACUCUUUAACGUUGGAAGACACUGCUUCAUCUCUCUUUCUAACUACAGCUGCCUACCUCUCAGAUAAUUUCAGUCUGCUCUAUUUCAGACUUUCAGACCAGUCAUGAGUUUAUUUCAUGCACCUUGUGAAGGUACAGGGUCUACAGUUUCGGGGAGGGCAGAUUUUUGGCAAGAAUUACUUUUGUAGAUAUUCUGUAUUAAAUACUACGUGUUUAGAGGCCUUGUUUUCAAAGAACUUUGUGUUUUGUUUGUUUUAAUGUAGUCUUCAUGUUUUACAAGUCAACCUGGGGUGUGAUGAGUUGUAUUUUAAAAACCCAUGUGUGACUACUGAAUGAGAUGUUUACAAAUGAUCUUUACACUGAGUCCUAGGAAUCAUGAUAUGUGACAAGCUUAAACUAUGUGCCUAUAAGCUUUGAGUGAAGUGCAUUACGUGGAGUGGUCUCCUAUUUUUAAGUGCUUUUGACUUUUUAAUCAUUUCAAGGGAAGGGGGGGUUAUGGUUGCCUAAUGGAGCGUAGCUUCCAGGGCCACAAGCAGUAAAGCUUUCUCGUGGACUUGCACACAUUUUAAAGAUUUUUCAUAUCAUAGUGUUUUUGAAAAGCCACAAGCUGAGCCUCAAGGGUUCGCAAUUAGCCGCUGGUUUUAAGCUGGAAUGACAGUGAUAGCACCAAUGAAGUGAGGGAUGGGGCAGUGUCUUCCAGUUGUCCCAACUUUCCUACUUUCUCCAAAUACCAGACUUGCUUCAGACUAUAAUUGCAAAAACAUACAGGUGUCCUUUUAAUGUCGUUAUCGAAUCAGGUGGGCGGGUUCGCUUGCAAGUACAGGUACAAUGCAUUCAGGUCUUAAGACCUCCUUCACUUUUUUCAAUUUAGUGCUGCUACCUGAUUCUACAGUUGAAAAAAAAAUCACCUUUAUUCUCAUUAAUCUACACUCAGUACCCCAUUAUGACAAAGUGAAAG
Messenger RNA from Cheilinus undulatus (humphead wrasse), 3611 nucleotides. It is a transcript of the gene rbm14b, whose product is annotated as RNA binding motif protein 14b. Gene Ontology annotation, cellular component: cytosol. The record is from RefSeq and is a predicted model, not a curated record. The coding region runs from base 139 to 1869 and encodes 576 amino acids. Lineage: Eukaryota; Metazoa; Chordata; Actinopteri; Labriformes; Labridae. Gene Ontology annotation, molecular function: zinc ion binding; mRNA binding. The transcript has 4 exons.